UUAAAAAGGAGCAAAACGCCACAAGCGCUCAACAAACUCAAAUUAUCUCCGUCUUAGAUUCUUUUGUCAAUUGAAGCCAAUAUGCAACUUGUCAUUUUCGCUCUGAUGCUUUCAAUAGCUGCAGCUGUGCCAACGUAUGAAUUUGUUUGUCCGAGUGGAACUGUGUUAAGAGGAAGAAAAGAUUUUACUGGCCAACAGACAGAAGGGACUACUUUUGCCGGCUUUACUUGUUGCCCCAUAGAUUAUCCAGAUCUUUACUAUCUUAAUGAAAACUAUUUUUGUUGUCCUUCUGGAACUGGAGCUUUCUGUUUUUCAAACGCUUGCAAUUGUAAAUUUAAACCUAUAAAAGGUGGGAAAGUUCCAACAAUAAAGAAAAUUGGAAAUUAGGUACAAGCAAAAAGAACGGUAAAGAAGUCAUCAACCAAUUACACUGGAACUGGAAAAAUAUUUUCAUAAAUACAAUAAAUUUCUUAAAUAUAAUUAAAGAAAUACAAA
Molecule: messenger RNA, 495 nt
Organism: Hydra vulgaris (swiftwater hydra)
Lineage: Eukaryota; Metazoa; Cnidaria; Hydrozoa; Anthoathecata; Hydridae
Source: RefSeq, a predicted model, not a curated record